CCGCUUUUUGCCACGUGACCAAACACGGAAGUGGCUUGUACUGCUGCAGCAGCAGCUUCUCAUGAGGCUAAAAGACUUUAGUUUGAGGUUUAAAGUUAAAGCGUUCGACUUAAGUGUAUGAAGACGUUAUUUCAGACUAGUUAGUGGAUAAAAUAAAAGCGUGGCGAUGACUCAGGCCGACAAAGAUCAGGAUAACGGGAAGGAGAAAGAGAAGGAGAAGGAGCAACAGCGAGGAGUGAAGAGACCCAUCGCUCCUCCGGUGAUCCCAGAACCUCUUUCACAGCAAAUCCAGAGUAACUUCAUCGUGGUCGUCCACCCCGGGUCCAGGAUGCUUCGUAUUGGCCGAGCCACAGACACUCUGCCGGUCACCGUCCCUCAUGUGAUCGCACGGAGACACAAGCAGGGUGGACAGCCCAGACAUGAAGACGCCUGGCUGCUGAGAGACGGUCUGAACAAAUCAGAGAGCAACGAGCAGCGACAAAAUGGCCUGAAGAUGGUCGACCAGGCCAUCUGGUCCAAGAAGAUGUCCAACGGGGUGCGGAGGACUCCUGUGUCGGCUGAACAGGCCCGAGCCUAUAACUGUCAGAUCCGUCCAGCCGUUCUGGACAGCAGCUCCAGGGUGAAGUGGACCAACACGAGUCAUCAUCCUCCACAUCUGGUGGGAGAGGAGGCUGUGUACGUGAACUCCUCCGACUGCUACGACGUCCACUGGCCCAUGAUGAGAGGUCAGCUCAACCUCCACGCUGGUCCUGGAGGCUCGCUGACCGCCGUCCUGGCCGACCUCGAGACCAUCUGGAGUCACGUCAUCCAGAAGCACCUGGAGAUCCCUCUGAAAGAUCUAAAGUAUUAUAGAUGCAUCCUAUUGGUCCCCGAUAUCUACAACAGACAGCACGUCAAGGAAGUAGUCAACAUGCUGCUGCUUCAUAUGGGCUUCUCAGCCAUCAUUGUGCACCAGGAGUCGGUCUGUGCUACGUUUGGCAGCGGGUUGAGCAGCGCUUGUGUCGUGGACGUCGGCGACCAGAAGACAAGUCUGUGCUGUGUGGAGGACGGAGUGUCUCACCGGAACUCCAGGUUGAGUUUGGCCUACGGCGGAUCAGAUGUGACCAGAACCUUCUUCUGGCUCCUGCAGAGGGCCGGGUUUCCCUACAGAGACUGUCAGCUGUCCAACAGACUGGACUGUCAGCUCCUGCAGCAUCUCAAAGAGACCUUCUGCCAUCUGGACCAGGACAUAUCAGGACUACAAGAUCACGAGUUCCAGACUCGUUUCCCAGAAGCCCCGGCUCUUCUGUACCAGGUUCGACUUGGGGAUGAGAAACUACAGGCUCCCAUGGGUCUUUUCUACCCGACCACGUUUGGCAUCGUCGGUCAGAAGAUGACGUCGCUUCAGUUCCGUUCCCAGGGCGACUCAGAGGAUCCUCAUGAUGAACACUACCUGCUGUCCACGCAGAGCAAACAAGACCCGUCCUCUAAAUCUGCUGCAGACCGUAAGGCUGUUUCCAGACCAGGUGGAGGUCUGGACGGAGAGCUGAGCGGCCAGGGAGGGAUGGGGGAGUUAUCAGACCUGCCCCGGGGCUGUGGGGGCAGUGGGGGAGGCGGAGGACAGACGCAGGGGGAGGUGGAGCUCCUUCCUGCCCAGGGGGAGUGCCUGAUGGGGGCAGGGGAGGUGGAGGAGCCCCUAUCUGCUCACGUCUCCAGGAAGAGCGCCAUCAUGAGCCAGUUUGAGAGCAAAGCGCUGGGAUUGGAUAAGGCCGUCCUGCACAGCAUCGACUGCUGUGCUUCAGAUGAAACCAAGCGGAAGAUGUACAGCUCCAUCCUGGUGGUGGGAGGAGGCCUCAUGUUCCACGGAGCUCAGGAGUUCCUGCUUCAUCGCAUCAUCAACAAGAUGCCGCCAUCCUUCAGGAGGCUGGUGGACAACGUGGAGGUGAUCACACGGCCAAAGGACAUGGAUCCUCGGCUGAUAUCGUGGAAGGGAGGAGCGGUGCUGGCGUGUCUGGACACCACGCAGGAGAUGUGGAUCCACCAGAGAGAGUGGCAACGGUUCGGUGUCCGGAUGCUGCGAGAAAGAGCUGCUUUUGUCUGGUGAAACUGAACACAUGUAGAAUGAAGCACACCGCACAAAGACAGGUCAAACCUUAGCUGAAAAAUAUAGAAACACAGCUAUUAAAUUUGAUUAAACCUGUCCAUCCCGUUUAACAGAGGAAUAAGUAGUGAAGGACAUCGUUGUGCUUUACAUGAUGAGGCAGCUCCAGAACCUUUUGGUACUUUGUUGGAUAAAUUUGAGCCUUUUCUACCCAAAACAACAGAAAUUAGACCUGAAACUUUUUCUGUAAGUUAGAAAAAAGCAUCAUUUGCAUGCUGGGUUCAUGUUUUUGGUCAGUCCAGACUAAACGAUGCAGAUUUGUGGUCUGAAGGCUUUUCCAGAGGCAAACAUUUCAUUUCUUGUACCAUCUCUGUACAGACUCAGUGUUAUAUUUCUAACAUCAUGUUGAAAACCUCCAGAUGACCUCAGUUCUGGUGACUGCUUUAACAUCAGGAACCCAGAUGUGGUCUUUGUUGUAUAUUUGAAAGAUCUGUGAGGCAGUUUGUCUCUGUUGUGAUGUAAAUAGUACUGCUCAUGUUCAUGUCUGGAAACGUAAAUAAACCUGUUGAAGUUAGACAAGGA
This is a messenger RNA of Acanthochromis polyacanthus (spiny chromis), 2662 nucleotides long. It is a transcript of the gene actr8, whose product is annotated as actin related protein 8. The record is from RefSeq and is a predicted model, not a curated record. Gene Ontology annotation, biological process: double-strand break repair; regulation of DNA-templated transcription. The transcript has 13 exons. The coding region runs from base 167 to 2083 and encodes 638 amino acids. NCBI's taxonomy places the organism in Eukaryota, Metazoa, Chordata, Actinopteri, Pomacentridae. Gene Ontology annotation, cellular component: Ino80 complex.